CUGUCCCUGUUUCUGCCCUCCCUAGCGUCCGACCUCUCUCACUUAUUCUCCGUCUAUAUCGAACCCGGGGUUUGGAAACUUGAGGCAGACGUUAUCAGUGUUCCACCACGCGGCCUGAGAGGCAGACGGAACUGCACGCGGGAGCUGUCGCCACCGCUGACUCUCGUUGACGAUAACACUUCAAAGAGUUUCCAACGGUAGGCAUCCAAUCCCGGUAGAGUUAGCAGAAGCUUAAAUUAACUUGACUUUUAUUGCAAGAGGCCAGAUAGUAUUUCGUUCCAAGCAAGCAAGUACUUAGAAUUGUUUGUCUGCCGAAAGCCGAGCAGCUAUACGGUGCGAGAUAGGAGAUUGUAUCUUUCGGUCGAGGAGCUCGGGGCGACAUAACAGUCGGGGAUUGUCGUCGACGAUUAGCAAAUCCGCCGUCCCUACGACGCCUCGUAGCUCUGUGGUAAACUAUACACCGUGAUUAUGUACUGAAACUUAUGGUGGGACAUGAUUGGUCGCCGUUCGUCACGUGGUUGCAUGGGCUGUGCCAUAUAUGGAAUAAUGCGCUAUUAAAAGUGUGCCAGAGGUUUCCCGGAGUGCAGUGUGGCCAUAAUUCAUCAAAAUUGCAAAGGAUAUUGGCACCAUUAUUGCUGUGCCACAAAUCAAACGGAACAGAUGAGUUCCUACCAAUUCGUCAAUACACUUACGUCGUGUUACGGUCGUGGCAGUCAGGAUUCCGCUGACUAUUAUACGCCACAAGUACAACAAGCUUACGGGAACUGUUAUAGCGGACCCUCGUCACCUGUCCAACAAUACGGUCCGCCAUAUAGCGCACCAAAUGUACCCCACCUUCAGAACGGCGACCAUCAUCCUUACAGUAGUUGCGCUCAGCGUUUGAAUCAUCCGAGUCAAACCCAAAGUCCGAGAACUCCUACACCGUCGGCUACACCAGUGCCGAGUUGCAAGUAUGCCGAGGCCUCGACGGGUGGAUCGCCGCAAGACCUCACGACAACAGGACCACAUCAGCAGCACCAACCUUCGAGUCCCGAUCCCCAGUCUUCGCCUCCCACACCACGUCCCGUCGGUGUCCAACAAAAAUCCCACCAACAACAGCAACAGUCGGCUCAGCAGCCUUCUCCGCAACCACCACAGCAACCCCAUCAACAGACAUCGCCGACACCUCAACCGCAGUCACCGGGAGGACAGUCGGCGUCGCAGAAACAGAACUACACAACACCACAGAUUUAUCCAUGGAUGAGAAAAGUCCACGUCGGUCAAAACGGUGUCAACGCCAUGGGUGAGACCAAGAGGCAGCGAACAUCCUACACACGCUACCAGACUUUAGAAUUGGAGAAAGAGUUUCAUUUCAACCGUUAUCUGACGCGGAGAAGAAGGAUAGAAAUAGCUCACGCUCUAUGUCUAUCUGAACGACAGAUCAAGAUAUGGUUUCAGAAUCGACGGAUGAAAUGGAAGAAAGAGCAUAAGAUGGCCAACGCUGUGCCACCACAGAUACCUCAGAUGAUGCCAGAUCAUCAUCACCAUCUUCACAAUGAAACCAAAGCUUAAAUUUAGAUAUGGACACGGUGUUUACGUGCACAAUAUAUAAAAAAAAAAUAUUAUAUAAUAUACGUUACAACAAGUAUACGGAAAAAAAUAUAUACAUUCAAACUGUUCAUCAUUUUUGUCAAUAGUCUUCGGUUUUUCGAAAACCACGAAGAUUGAUACAGAGAGGAGGUGUAAGUUAUUUUCACGUUCUCGUGAAAGAAUUGAAGGCCAUAUAGAUUGCAUUAACAAAUUACUAUAUUUACUUCUCUUCUUUUAUCUGGAAAUGAUUGCCGUGAUGUUUAUCUGUCUUCAAAAAUGAUGUGAAUUUAAGACGGAUUCUUUGCCGAAACGAACUAUUGAAAAGGGUUGGGGCAAUACUUUUCACCUAAUCAAAAGAGAAGCUCACAUAUCUAUCUUAAGUUUAUCUAUAAUUAAAUUUCGAUUUAAAUAUUAAGUGCAAUAUAUUGAUCAGAAAAAGAUCAAAAUCGAACGGUAACCUGUCUGGUGGUAUCCAUAUAGAAUGUUAUUACAAAACAAGACGAAGAAUCUAAUCCUUCGACAGUAUUAAAAGACACUUUUAUGCUCGCACAUAAUUAAAUUUGUACAAUUUUCAAAAAAAAUAAGAAAAGUCGAGAUGUAGGCCUAUACGAGAAUGAAGCUUAAUGUAGUCUAUAUUUGAUAACAUCUAUUCAUAGUCUAAAUUUUCUUCAGUUUAAUCUAUAGAGCUACAUUGUAGUUGGCAUAGAUUAUUUAGGUUUUCAAAUACGUACGAAAAUAUAGGCUACGAUUAAGUUACGUCGCAUAGAUGACAACGUGAUAGAAUAGUGAUAUUUAUUGAGAAAAAAAAAAUACGUAAUAAAUCUAUCGUAUAGUGAAUUUAGGUUGCCAAAUAUCCAAGAAAUUCCAUUACGAAGAGAAUCCUACAAGAUUUAUAGAAAGUAUCAAGUGUAAAGAGGGGAAAAUUGUUUUAGUGUUAGAAUUCUUUGUUCGAAUGAGAUUUGUUGCAUAACUUAGGUAUAAUGUUCAAUAAUAUUAUCUGCAAGAUCAAGUUUUCAAUCUAAGUAAGACUAUUAUUUGCAUACAGGGAUACAUCUUCUUUUGUCAAAUGCUCUUUUUAAAGAUUCUUUUUCACAAAGUCAUCACCACAAUUCUGUUUAAAAGAGUUUCAGAUUUUCGUUAUUUUCUUACUUCUAACACUCUAGAGAACAUCGAGAAAGUCCUACUUUAAAGCUUCCUGUCUCUCUACCCAGAUUGAUUUCCGAUACGAGAAGGCUUGCUUGGUGGAGGUUAAACACACGAGCGGAGCAGAAACGGGAGAAGGGAAGUCCCCUAGAACAAAAGAAUGAGGGAAUAAAAAAGCUGCAGGAAUGUAGAACCCAUUUGUCGUUUCUCAUUUUGGUUACUUCAAUCCUUUCAUGGCUAUAGCUGAAGAGAGCGUUAGGAACUCAGUUCAGCGGUUCAAUUGGUAAUCUUGCUAAGCUUUCGGGGUCGCCGGAGGGCUCUUCAAUUCAAUUUUUUUCUUGACUUUCUAGGCUGUAGUUUAAAUUGUCCAGUUAAAGAAAAAGGAAAAAGAAAUAGAAAGGUUAUACAGUACUUUCAAAUCUUGUUUCGCUUCGGUGUAAGGCAUUUUUAUUAAAGAAACAAAAAGUUCCUUUCUAGAGAUCUUUCUAUUUACCUUUAUAGCUUUGAAAAUUUUUAAUGUUUUUGUUUAAGAUUUUCUAUAUUUUAAAUGUUUAAAUCAAAUGUUGAAAGCUGGUUUUUUGAAAUUUAAG
Messenger RNA from Centruroides sculpturatus (bark scorpion), 3302 nucleotides. Its product is annotated as homeobox protein Hox-A5-like. The record is from RefSeq and is a predicted model, not a curated record. NCBI's taxonomy places the organism in Eukaryota, Metazoa, Arthropoda, Arachnida, Scorpiones, Buthidae. Gene Ontology annotation, cellular component: nucleus. The transcript has 2 exons. The coding region runs from base 661 to 1551 and encodes 296 amino acids. Gene Ontology annotation, molecular function: RNA polymerase II cis-regulatory region sequence-specific DNA binding; DNA-binding transcription factor activity, RNA polymerase II-specific. Gene Ontology annotation, biological process: anterior/posterior pattern specification; regulation of transcription by RNA polymerase II.